Pipistrellus kuhlii (Kuhl's pipistrelle) is the source of this 4660-nucleotide messenger RNA. RefSeq names its product von Willebrand factor A domain containing 5B2 (gene VWA5B2). The record is from RefSeq and is a predicted model, not a curated record. The coding region runs from base 447 to 4394 and encodes 1315 amino acids. NCBI's taxonomy places the organism in Eukaryota, Metazoa, Chordata, Mammalia, Chiroptera, Vespertilionidae. The transcript has 18 exons.
CUCCCGCUUCCCGACCGCGUUCCUCCCACCCCAGGCCCCUGCCCACCCCGCCCGCAGUCUCUCCGCAUCCAGGUCAGUGCAGGCGCCGGGAGAGAAGGACCGCAGCCCUGGGCUCCCCUCCCGCCUCGCCCCUCCCCGCGGUCCCCGGCCGGGCUGGGGGCUCCCCGGAGGACGCUGGCCCUUUAAACCCCGCUCCGCACCCAGAGCAUCUCCCUCCCCGCCCGCGCUCCUUCCGACAGCUGGCAGCCGCGGGGACCGGGGAGCCCGGGGGCGCAGGUAGGGGCGGGGAGGCUGGGAGCGGGAGGUGAACAGCUGGGACCCCCCCUUCCGCCCCCGGAGGAGCCGCGGCCGGACUGCUCGGCGCCCCGAGCGCCGGUUAAUCAUUAACCCUCCGCGCCCCGGCCCCGAGCGCCCGGCGGUGCGCCCCGCCCGGCCUCCCAGGCGCCAUGCCCGGCCUGUACUGCCCCGCCAGCUGGACGCCGCUGCCCCUCACCGACUCCUGGGUCCGGGCCCGCGCCAACGGCCCCUGCCUGAGCCUGCGCGCCCGGCUCACCUACCGCAACCCGCAGCCGCGGCCCGUGGACGGCGUGUUCGUGUACCCGCUGGCCGAGGCCGAGGUGGUGUCGAGCUUCGAGGCGGAGGCGGCCGGACGGCGCGUCUCCUUCCGUCUGCAGAGCCGGCGCCGCGCGCAGGCCGCCUGCUGCCGCGCUCUAGGCCCCGCGCCCGGGGCCCCCACGCCCCGCCGCUGCGCGCAGGGUCAUCUUGUCUUGGAUCUGGCCCAGGCCCGGUCCACACUGGUGCUGCCCACCGGCCUCAUCACCUCGGCCGGCACCAUGACAGUGACCCUGUGCAGCAGCCGGGAACUGCCCUCAAGGCCUGAUGGGGUGCUGCAUGUGGCUCUGCCCUCCGUGCUCACCCCACUGGCCCCGCCAGGCCCGCCGGGCCCCCCCAGAACCCCGGGGCUCUGUGACGACAGGUUGGGCCUAUGCCCGACCAGCUGCUUCGGGGUGGGCAGCCCUCAGGAGGAAGGUCAGGCCUGGGAGGAGCCCGCUGCCCCUCCGGACGUGUUCUUAGGCCCUGCCCGCUGCCCCGCCCCGUACACCUUCUCCUUCGAGAUGCUGGUGACUGGGCCGUGCCUGCUGGCAGGCCUCGAGAGCCCCUCUCAUACUCUGCGGGCAGAUGCCCCACCCCACGCCAGCUCAGCCGCCACCAUCUGUGUCACCCUGGCAGAAGGCCACCGCUGUGACCGGGCUGUGGAGAUCCUGCUGCACCCCAGCGAGCCCCACCAGCCGCACCUGAUGCUGGAGGCCGGCAGCCUGAGCUCAGCAGAAUAUGAAGCCCGAGUGAGGGCCCGCCGGGAUUUCCAGAGGCUGCAGCGGAGACACAGUGACGGGGACCGGCAGGUGUGGUUCCUGCAGCGACGCUUCCACAAGGACAUCCUGCUGAACCCCGUGCUGAUGCUGAGCUUCUGCCCAGACCUGAGCUCCCAGCCUGGACACCUGGGCACAGCUACGCGGGAGCUCCUCUUCCUGCUGGACGGCAGCGCCGCAGCACACAAGGAUGCCCUUGUCCUGGCCGUGAAGUCGCUCCCAUCCCAGACUCUCAUCAACCUGGCCAUGUUCGGCGCGGCCGCGCAGCCCCUCUUCCCCGACAGCAGGCUGUGCAGUGACGACACGGUGAAGGUGAUCUGUGAGAGCGUGGAGUCCCUGCAGGCUGCGGGAGGUCCCCCAGAUGUGCUGGCCGCGCUGGACUGGGCCAUGAGGCAGCCCCAGCACAGGGCCCACCCUCGGCAGCUGUUCCUGCUCACGGCCGCCUCGCCCACGGCCACCACGACCCAGCAAGCCCUGGAGCUCAUGAGGUGGCACAGGGGGGCAGCCAGGUGCUUCUCCUUUGGGCUGGGGCCUGCCUGCCGCCAGCUGCUCCAGGGCCUGUCUGCCCUCAGCAGGGGCCAGGCCUACUUCCCGAGGCCUGGGGAGAGGCUGCAGCCCAUGCUGGUGCGGGCUCUGCGCAAGGCACUGGAGCCUGCUCUGAGCGACAUCUCUGUGGACUGGUUUGUGCCAGACUCGGUGGAGGCACUGCUGACCCCCCGGGAGAUCCCAGCACUCUACCCUGGGGACCAGCUGCUCGGUUACUGCUCGCUCUUCAGGGUGGAUGGCUUCCGGCCUCACCUGCCUGGGGGCCAAGAGUCUGGCUGGCAGAGCUUGGGUGGCUCCAUGUUCCCAUCGCCAGAGGAGGUGCCUUCUGCCACCAGCGCUGGCACUGAGCCCACUGGCACCUCGGAGCCGCUGGGAACAGGCACUGUGCCAGGAGAGCUGUCCAUCCUCUGGGCUGCCGGGGACUCGGAGCAGAGUACCGACGCUCUGACGGACCCAGUCACGGACCCUGGACCGAACCCCUCCUCUGACACAGCCAUAUGGCGUCGCAUCUUCCAGUCCUCAUACAUCAGGGAGCAGUAUGUGCUCACCCACUGCUCUGCCAGCCCUGAGCCAGGCCCAGGCUCCGCAGGCAGCAGUGAGUCCCCUGGCUCCCAGGGCCCUGGCUCCCCCGAGGGCAGUGUUCCCCUGGACCCCCCCUCUCAGCAGGGCUGCCGCAGCCUGGCCUGGGGAGAACCUGCAGGCUCCCGCUCCUGCCCCCUGCCUCCACCCCCACUGGCACCAGUCAAGACUGGGGCCUUGAGUGCCGAGGUGCUGAACCGUCGACGCAGAGCGGCUCUGGCUGGCCGAAGCCUCUCAUCGCCCCCCGGCCAGGUGAACCCAGGCCCUGGCCGCCCCCGGCACCCCUCUCUGGGUGCAGCACCGGAGGGGCCAGGCCCUGAGUUUGGGCAGCAGCUGGGACAAGGCCUGGACGACUCAGGAAACCUGCUCUCCCCAGCGCCCAUGGACUGGGACAUGUUGAUGGAACCCCCCUUCUUGUUCACGGCUGUGCCCUCUGAUGGGGAAUCUGCACCCCCAGCAGUGCCACUGCCUCCGCAGGCUCCACGCUGCCACGUGGUGAUCCGGGCCCUGCGUGGGGAGCAGCCUGUGUGCUGGGAGGUGGGUGUUGGGCUAGAGACACUCUGGGGGCCUGGGGAUGAUGGCUCACUGCCUCCGUCACCUCACGAAAGAGAAGGUGCUUGGGACCAAGCACUCCAUCGGCUGACAGCAGCGUCUGUGGUUCGGGACAAUGAGCAGCUGGCUCUCCGAGGGGCUGAGACCAUGGCUGACUGGGGCCAUGCCCGGAGGUCCUGGCUCCGAGCCCUUCAGACAAGCAAGGUCAGCUCCGCCCCCUCCUGCUUCACCUGCCCCGUAGCUGUGGACGCUGCCAGUAGGGAAGUCCUGCCCUUAGCCCUGCAGGUGCGGAGCUCAGGUAGAGUCCCUCCCAAGUGUCCUCUCAGGUGCUGGCCCUCACCUCUCUGGCCACACGCCCGGACAAACCACUGCCUUGUCUUCUGUGCCCCUGCAGAGCCAGUGGAGCCCCCAGGCACCCCUCCUGCCUCGCAGGGCCAUCUAGAUGCAGCUCCGCCCACAGCUGUCCAGUGUAAAGGUAACACUCAGCUCUGGGCCAAUGGCAGGGAGCACCGAGCUGAGGGAUCACCGCUGGCGCUGACUGGUUCCAUCGCAGGCCUUCAGGGACUCUCUCCGGCACGUGGCUCAGACCCAGACCAAAACGACAGCUCCAAGUCUGCUUGGGAGGAUUCUGCAGCCCCUCCCCGAGGCCCUCCCACCGUGCCCCCUCGGCCUCCUUUAAAGCUCAGCCUGGGCCAUCGGAAGCCCAGAGGCCCAGACAGCCACAGACUCUGCAGCCCCAACACAGGCCAGGCCAGCGACGGCAACAGCGAAGGCAGCAGCCAUGACUACUUGCCCUUGGUGCGACUGCAGGAGGCACCGGGCUCCUUCCGCUUGGACGCGCACUUCUGCACCGCGGUGCGCAUCCCGCAGGAGCGCCUGUGCCGUGCCUCGCCCUUCGCCGUGCACCGCGCCAGCCUCAGCCCCACCUCGGCUUCGUCUCCCUGGGCACUUCUGGGCCCCGGGGUCAGCCAGGGAGACAGUGCCACGGCCUCCUGCAGCCCGACCCCCAGCUCAGGCUCCGAGGGUCCCGGCCAGGUGGACAGUGGGCAGGGUUCAGACACCGAGGCCUCAGAGGGGGCAGAGGGGCCGAGUGGAACCGACCUGCGGGGCCGGACCUGGGCCACCGCAGUGGCACUUGCGUGGCUGGAGCACCGCUGUGCGGCCGCCUUCGGCGAGUGGGAGCUGGCAGCGGCCAAGGCGGACUGUUGGCUGCGGGCACAGCACCUGCCCGAUGGCCUUGACUUGGCCGCGCUCAAGGCCGCAGCCCGGGGUCUUUUCCUGCUGCUGCGUCACUGGGACCAGAACCUGCAGCUACACCUGCUGUGUUACAGCCCGGCCAACAUGUGAAGGCUGCCCACUGCUGGGCUGGCAGCCCCCAACAGUCAAGUCACUGCCACCCAGGCCGGCUUCUCGGUGCCAGGAAGGGGUAGGACGGUGACAGCCUGCCCCCACUGCUUCUCAUCCCCUUCCAGAAUCCUCUUUCCCACAGAAAGUGCCUGCCUGUGCUCUCUCCCGCUCCUUUCACCCCAGCUCCUUUCCCUCUGAGCUCUGUACAGUUCGGUAAAAGAGGAGAGAGCCACAGCCCCCAAAUCCUAUGCAAUAAAGUGCCUCUU